AUGGUAAUGCCGCACCCAAGUCAGGAUAUCCGGGACCGCCUAGUCCCGGAGCCUGGGGACCCGCCUUCGGGGUUCCAGCCCCUCACUCGCGGCCGGGCGAGCUGCAGAGCCGGGGCCGAGGCAUGCAGUUUGCAGAAGCUGUUUGCUGUGGAAGAGGAGUUUGAAGAUGAGGAUUUCCUGUCUGCUGUAGAAGAUGCAGAGAACCAGUUUGCUGGCUCACUGCCUGUGAAUGCUGGGUGCCUGAGACCUGUCUCUUCUAAGCCACAGGCCACGGUGCAGGGCCAGUCCUCCAGGUGGCUGCCGUCACACCCCACUGCUCCUUCCAAGACUUCUGGACUCUGCCUUCCUUCCUCUGGCAUGUCCAUGGCUGUCAGGGGCCCGCCUUCCACAGGGGCACCUCCCCUAAGGCCUGUCUUGACUUCCAGCAGCUGGACUAGCCAUCAGAGAAGAGUGAUGCUGACCGAAGUACCCAGAGAGCCAGCAAGACCCCAGUCCUUAGCCCCCUGCCCUGUAUCCACCUUAGAGAGUCCACAUCAGGUGUUUGAUGGCCUCGAGGGGCCUGAGCAAGAUGAAUUUGAUAAGGUCCUGGCAAGCAUGGAGCUGGAAGGGCCUGGCAUGGGGCUGGACCUUGGAGUUAGCAGUGAGAUCACAGGAACCCUGCCCACCUGGCAGGGAGAGGACCCAGUAUUGGCCAAAAAAGCCCGGGUAGCUGAGCUGCGUGGGUCUUGUCCAAAAGGGCCUACACCUGCCACCCGUGCUAGGCAUCAUGGCUUUGUUUCAGUCCAGGGCCAGCCUCUAGAUCCAGCUGUCCACUGUAGGACUCCCCAGCACCACUUGAGACCUGUGACUUCAGGUAACCUUCCUAUCCCAACUGCUUCAAUAGGUGCCACUCAACAGUGCCACUGGGGAGUCUGUGCCAAAGACCCCCCUCUUCAAGCACCUCAGCCUGUCCAAGCUGCUAGUGGUCUUGUUCAGUGCAGCCCUCAAAACCGUUUCUCUCGUCAGUCAUUCCAGUCUCCAGGUGCCCAGUUAAGUGGCAAACCUCGAUUUCCUGGACGACAAACACCCAACUCAGGCUGUUCUACUCUGUCGAGGGCUCCCUCUGGAUUCUGUCCCCAGGGGCUCUUAGAACCCCAAACUCUGGUGGCACCUGCCGAGUCUCCUGUUGGCACCCCAAAGGGCCUGCAUUCCUCCCUGGCUCCCCAGGCAGCUCUGCAGAUGCCUGUAGUCACCAACCACCUGGUGCAGCUGGUCUCUGCUGCCAGCCGGACGCCACACCCUCCCACCCACACUGCCACCCAAGCCAAAGCCCGUCGCUUCCCUGGCCCAGCAGGGCUCCUGCCACACCAGCAUAAUGGGAAAAAUCUGGAGGAGAUCAUGGUUUCCACGCCCCAGACUCCGACUCACGGUGCUGUGGCUAAAUUCCGUACAGAGGUUGUUGCAGGUUCCCAGUCAUCUGCAGAGGAUGAUUUUGGACGAGGGCCCUGGCUGACCAUGAAAUCUGCUCUGGGCCUGGAUGAGAGAGACCCGACAUGCUUCCUCUGUACCUAUAGCAUCAUCAUGGUGUUGCGGAAGGCCGCCCUGAAACAGCUGCCUAGGAAUAAGGUCCCCAACAUGGCGGUGAUGAUCAAGUCCCUGACCCGGAGCACAAUGGACGCCAGCGUGGUUUUCAAGGACCCCACAGGGGAGAUGCAGGGGACAGUGCACAGGGUGCUGCUGGAGACACAUCAGAAUGAGCUGAAGCCGGGCUCCGUGCUGUUGCUAAAGCAGAUUGGAGUGUUUUCUCCUUCACUCCGGAAUCACUACCUCAAUGUGACGCCAAACAACCUGGUCGACAUUUACAGCCCAGAUUCAGGGGACGGGAACUUCCUCAAGCCAUCUCAGCCCUUCCCCAAGCCUGUGCUAGGUGACAGGGGCCCUACACAGAACUCUGCUGGGGACCCCACCUUCAGGAACUUGGGAGGUGGUCUGAGUGGAGGCGGUACCAUCGAGAGGGAUCUCAGGAGCACAGGCAAUAGUAACAAGAUCCUCUGUCCCCAGGAUCCAGGAAGUAUCCAUGGCCACCUCCAACGUGAUGUGGACGUGAAGUCCGAGGAAGACCCCAGAACAGCACAGAACCCAGGGGCAAGAGUGUUCCCCAAAGAGCUCUCAGAAGCAGAUGACCUGGACGGGCUCCUGAGUGAGCUCCCCGAGGACUUCUUCUCUGGGACCAGUAGUUGGGACUGCCCUAAGGCAGGGCCCCCACCGUGA
Orycteropus afer afer is the source of this 2250-nucleotide messenger RNA. NCBI's taxonomy places the organism in Eukaryota, Metazoa, Chordata, Mammalia, Tubulidentata, Orycteropodidae. The record is from RefSeq and is a predicted model, not a curated record.